Molecule: messenger RNA, 1353 nt
Organism: Charadrius vociferus (killdeer)
Lineage: Eukaryota; Metazoa; Chordata; Aves; Charadriiformes; Charadriidae
Product: UAP56-interacting factor-like
Biological process (GO): mRNA export from nucleus
Molecular function (GO): mRNA binding
Source: RefSeq, a predicted model, not a curated record
AUGGCGCGGAGUGGCCGUGGCAGCAUGGGUGCACCCAUGAGUGCUGCUUCUGCCCAUUUUCCCCACUUUGACCACCUCUCCCGCAGCCUCCCAACAGUUUCAGUCUGCUCAAAAACUCUUCUCUGCCCAGCAUGGAGCUGCCGGUGCCCCUGCAAAAAUGUAUUCCCUUACGCUUGUGGGAAAUCUGGAGGGUUGGAUGCCUCAGUGGGACGUGGGGCUGGAAUCCCUGUUCCCCACGUGGUGGAUACGUGCCGUGUGGUAGCACGGUUUUAAAUAAUUUGCUGUGCUCUAAUCUCCAGCCCACAGGAGCCGAGUGAAUUGAUCCUAUACUUUCUGGCUAAGCUUAAUCUUUUAUUAUCCGCCAGUGCAGCUCACAGAACCGCAAGCUCCGUUUUUACUGUGGACAAUUGCAAGCACCAAAAGUGGGAAUCCCCGUUGGUAGAAAACACAAGUUUUUACAGGUUUCCCCUUUGCUGUUUUGGUUUAGAUGACAUCAUAAAACGCCACAGGAAAGAGCAAACAGAUGCCGGUGCCGCGGGGGACAGGCGAAGGCAGCAGGUCAAGAACAGGAAUUCGGCGUACGGGUACGGGCGGCCCCGUUUCCGCGCCUGGAUGCAGAGGAAUUUGCAAGGACCUAACCGUUUCAGAAGAGGAUUUGGACAACAACAAUACAAUCGGAGACAGUUCAGGAAUACUGUGCCCGGUCCCAGGAGAAGAGCAGCUGCCCCAUUAAAUGGAGUGAGCCCGUUAAAUCGCCAGGCAUCGGCUCUGGAGGGCAACAAGAACAAUGACGCUUUCGCCAAAAGCAGCAGCAGCAGUGGGCAGCCGGAUGGACGGCGACGGCCACCCCCAGGCCCUAAGAGAUUCAGAGCAGCUGCCUCCAACACCCACGGCCCGGGGAGAAGGCUCUGUGCUUGGUCAGUGCCAGCUGGGAGUGGCUACAGCCGUGUGCUCAUGCAACAUGAGAAAAUACACCCCUGGAAGCGGAUGCAGCAGCGCUUCUCCAAAGCCAACUUUCAGAGAGGGCAGAUGGAUGCUAAUGGAGAAGGGAAACCACCGAGGAUGAGAAGGUGGCACGUGAAACCCAGCGCCGGGGCAGUUCUGACGGUUUCUGUGGCUAAUCCCCAGGCGGGCCAGAGUGGCGCGCCUGGCUCCAAGCGCCCGUUCCUGCGAAGCCGCAGGCCCCCGCCGCCGCCGGCCAAGCCCCAGCCCAAGGGGGUGCUGCUGAGGUUCAACUUCCGCGCGAUGGCCAACCAGACCAGCCUGACGCUGGAUGAGAGGUUCUCUGGUCUGAGGAAUAAGAGGCGCUUUACAGCAGCCAGGAGUGCCGGCCGGACGGUCACCAUGCCUUAG